UCUCCUCCGCUGCCAUUUUCCUCUUUCUUGUGCAAAAAAAUAGCAGAAGGAAAAAAUUCACAAACUACAACAAUAAUAAUGGAUCCUGCGAGGACUAUACCAUUGGAAGGCCGCACCGAUGAUUUGCUGCGAUUUGGGAUCCACGGCGUCAAGAGCGAUAUCAUCGAACCACAUCCUCUUCAGUCUGCCCGUCGCUCUGCGAAGCAAACGCAAGAUGAGAUGAAGAAGAAAAUCCUGUCGAAUACUUACGGAGCAGCAUUUCCGAUGAAGAUGGAGAUGGAUCGUCAGAUUCUCUCCAAAUUUCAAAGGCCUCCUGGUGCAGUACCUUCAUCGUUUGUAGGUCUAGAGGCCUUCACUGGAACGAUGGAAGAGUUUGGUUUUGAAGAUUAUCUUAAUGAUCCCAGGGAAUCUGAAUCAUUCCGUCCAGUUGACAUGCAUCAUGGUAUGGAAGUUCGUCUUGGUCUGUCUAAAGGACCACCAUGCCCCAGUUUCAUGUAAAGUACCAGUCGAAUCGAUUUGAGGGCCUUUUUUUUUUCAGGUGUAUUGAUUCUAACAUAAACUUUGUCCCCUUAAAAAGGCUCAAAAUAGGCUCUCAUUUUCUUCUGAUGCGAGUCAUCGUACUUGUAUACCUGGAGCUUGCUUUCUUUAUGACUUAAUUUCCUACUAUCGGAAUUCGUCAUUGGCUAUGAGUAUCAUAUGUUCUUUCCA
Salvia hispanica is the source of this 708-nucleotide messenger RNA. Lineage: Eukaryota; Viridiplantae; Streptophyta; Magnoliopsida; Lamiales; Lamiaceae. The record is from RefSeq and is a predicted model, not a curated record.